Molecule: messenger RNA, 3134 nt
Organism: Pogona vitticeps (central bearded dragon)
Lineage: Eukaryota; Metazoa; Chordata; Lepidosauria; Squamata; Agamidae
Gene: COLQ
Product: collagen like tail subunit of asymmetric acetylcholinesterase
Biological process (GO): extracellular matrix organization
Molecular function (GO): extracellular matrix structural constituent conferring tensile strength
Source: RefSeq, a predicted model, not a curated record
AGCAGCAAGCAAAGAAGCAAAACAGGCAGGCAGAGAAGACAGUAGCCAAGAAAUCCACAUAUUGGGAUUACACAGCUGGCAGCCAGCAUGGUCAUCCUCAGCUGUGUGGCAUUGGGACUUUACCUUCAACUCCUUUUCUGCUUUGCUCUGUCUCAGAAUUCUUUUGUUGACAGUGUCUUCUCAAUUUCCACAGCCCUCCCUUGCCUGGACCAGAAGAAACGGAUUAAUAAUCACAGAACCUGCUGUCUCCUUGGCCUCCCUCCUCCUCCAAUACCUCCUCCUCCGCCACCGCUAUUUCCUCUAUCACAGUUCCAGGGAGCAUGGAGUUCUAUGUUGCUGGAUCUGGAUUGGAACCACUUAUGUCAAGAGCUUCAGAUAACAGACUCUCCGUGUAUAGAAUCUGUAUGCCUUCCAGGGCCUCCUGGUCCCCAGGGCCCACAAGGUAUUCCUGGUGCAAGGGGACCAAAGGGGGCAAAAGGUGAGAUUGGCAGACCAGGAAGAAAGGGCAGCCCAGGUCCUCCCGGUGCUCCUGGAAUGCCUGGACCUAUUGGAUGGCCUGGCCCAAUGGGGCCUACGGGUGAAAAGGGAGAUUUAGGUUUGAUGGGAUUGCCAGGUACAAGAGGACCAAUGGGCCAUAAGGGUUACCCAGGAAGCAGAGGAGAAAAGGGAGCUCAUGGAGAAAAGGGUGUCAAAGGCAGCAAAGGUGACAAGGGAUACAUAGGUUUUCCUGGAAUGCUGGGACAAAAGGGAGAAAUGGGUCCAAAGGGAGAACCUGGUGCACCAGGGCACAGAGGACCGAUUGGAAGACCCGGAAAAAGAGGCAAACAGGGUCAAAAGGGAGACGUGGGUCCUCCUGGAGUUGCAGGCCCACCUGGCAGACCUGGUCCUCCUGGUCAGUCUGGUCCACCAGGACCUUUAGUAUCAGGGCAACUAACAAUGGGACCAAAAGGGGAAAGAGGGCUUCCUGGACCUCCCGGGAAAUGUCUCUGCAACCCACAGCAAAAUGUGAAUACCCCAUCAUAUGAGGAACCACUGUUUGGACCCUAUUCCAAAGUUCCUGCAAUUUUUGUAGUGAAUAAUCGUGAAGAACUGGACAGGCUAAAGAUGGACAAUGCUCUAGCUUUUCGAAGAGAUCAGAGAUCUUUGUAUUUCAAGGAUACUUUUGGAUGGCUUCCGAUUCAGCUUAUCCCUUUCUACCCUCUGGAUUAUCCAACAGAAGAUGGAAAUACCUGCGGAGAUGGGAUUGUCCAGGAUGGGGAAGAAUGUGAUGAUGGCAACACGGUUGUAACGGAUAGCUGUAUAAGAUGCCGCCAUGCUUACUGUGGAGAUGGCUACCGACAUGAAGGUGUUGAAGACUGUGAUGGACAGGAUUUUGGAUAUUUAACAUGUAAAACCUAUCUCCCUGGAUCAUAUGGAAAACUGCGAUGCACUUCUUAUUGCUAUAUUGACUCUACAGAUUGUCGAUAUUUUACAUGAGGAGUGGGCAAUGGUAGGUGAGUAUCCCACAUAUGAUAUGCACACAUCGAUGCAAUGUUAUCGUCAUCAAACCAAGCCCAGGUAAUAGACAAGCAAACCAUCUCUAUGAUGAAAACCGCCAGUGCUAUAUUGCCGUGAUGAUCCAAGAUGCAUUUCAAUCAACUCACACUGGAAGAAAAUAGGACCACUGCAUUCUGUCUUAGAAAACUGUCAAACAGUGUUCAAAGUUAAGACUUAACUUUUCCAUGGCUGCUUAUAGGAAAUCCCAUGAGCAAGACGGAAAAAAACACCAGACUAUUGGAACACAAUUUUACUUCUAUACUGGUACUUCAGAAAAACACAAUACCUCAACUUAUCACUGUUAGUCCUACAAAUAAGCUCUUCAGGCUAUUGUUUUUGUUUUGUUUUUUUAAAAAGACUUUCCCAGUAUAAACACAAAGCAUAUUCUGGAUGUAGUGUUUAUAAGAACUAUUUAGGCAUUUUAAAAAUUAUGUGAACUUUGUACAUGCUCUUGUUGCAUGAAAUACAUGUUCAGCUGAGCAAAAAGUCCAAGGUAUGUGUGUAUUGUUGACCUGAAAUUACUGAGGCUGGAAUCUAAAAUAUCCUGACCUGGGAAUAAAUCCUAUUUGACCUGCUGCUUAAAUAUACAUCUCAGCAGAUACAUCUGAGGAGUUGAAGAAAGUCAUCAGCUUUAUUUAAGAACAGAGGUUAUAUUAAAAUGUGAGAAAUGUAAAUCGAUUGAUAUAAAUUUAACUCAGAAGCAACGAAAGCCGGUCAGUUCAGGUGUGCAUAUAGUAUGAGUCUCUCCUGGAAGACAAAAAUCAAGGCCCCGUCUAUUUGUUUGGAAGGACAUCCUAUUAGAUUCAGUAUGGCUCACUCCCACCACAGUUUGUGUAGGAGUGCAGAAAAAAUCAUUAGUUUUUCAUCCUGAGAUGGUGACUUCAGGACAAUUUAUUCCCAUGAAACAAGGAGAGUAAGCUCCUAAUACAUUAUGCCUCUGAAAAUUAACAACAAUAUAUCUUCUGUUAAUAGGCCUGAAAGGUGCAUUAUUGAUUAUGCAGCAAAAUGGAAGGUGGAUAGAAUUCCAUUAAAGACAACUGUUGAAUAACAUUUUUUUAUUUUAGCUAAUGUCAGAAAAUACUGUAUUAAAUUACUUGUUUUCUUAUGUACCUACCAUUCAUUGCCAAUCAAAAUUAUCCAUUUCCUACAGAGCAACUGCUUUCCAAUCUCAGUGUUGUACAACAUUUAAUAUUAAUGUGUAUAUAUUCCCAUUUGUAUAGCCUGUAGAAGUUAACUGGCUGAAAUCCUGCUUAGCAUAGGAAGUCACACUAGAGUUGGCCCAUUGAAUCCAUUAACUGCUCCAUAUGUUUCACUGAUUCACAUGGGCCUACUCUAACUCUGACUUACUAUGCUCAAGUUAGUCACAACUAGAGUAAGUCCAUUUGAAUCAAUGGAACCUGAACUCACUGGUUCAAGGAUUCUUCUUAGUGUGACUUGCUAUGCAACAGGAUUUCGGCCACUGUGUUAUUCAGAGUAAAUCUGUAUAAAUGUUAUAUGUAUAUAUGUAUUUUUUCCAGAAAGAAUCUUUAGAUGGUUAUGUUAUCUUUGAGACCUUUUUGGAUAAUAACUUGUGCAUAUUAAAGAGCAAAUUUCAUGUU